AUGGUCGGCAUUGGCGGCGGCGCUCCUACGAAGAAGCAGGACAUCCGACUAGGCGACGUCGUCGUCGGCACCCCUAGUAACGGCAGGAGCGGAAUAUUCCAAUACGACUUCGGCAAAGCUGUCCAGGACGGGGUCUUUAAACUAACAAGACACCUCGACCAGCCGCCGAUGUUUCUGCUAACGGCUGUCAGUUCCCUCAAAGCAACUCACGAGGGAAAAGGUCAUAAUCUGAAAUUGGACGUCGAGAAUGCGCUUGACAACAUCAGGAAGCGGAAUAAUUUCGCCCGACCUCCGACCAUCAGCCAUCGGCUAUACAAGCCCGAGGUCAUUCACCCGCCAGAAUCUCCAGAUGACUGCGCAGUUGUGUGUGGAUCCGACCCAGCGUCUCUCGAGAUACGGACAGAAAGAUGUCCGGACGACGACGACCCGGCCAUACACUAUGGGCUGAUCGCUAGCGCAGACACGGUCAUGAGGAAUGCACAGUUUCGAGACAAGCUAGCCAACAAGGAGGGAGUCCUCUGCUUCGAGAUGGAGGCGCCCGGCUUGGUGAACCAUUUCCCAUGUCUCGUCAUACGCGGUAUAUGCGACUAUUCCGACUCGCACAAGAACAAGGAUUGGCAGGGAUAUGCGGCCAUGACGGCGGCAGCGUACGCCAGAGACCUCCUGCUCAGCAUCCCGCCCGAUAGCGUACAGCAAGAGAAACGAAUGACGGAGGCUUUUGAUGAUGUUUGGAAGAGCGUGCGCGGUAUCCACGAAGACAGCCAUGCCACCAGGGCUACCCAAUCCACUCACACGGCUCUUCUUGAUAGGACCCAUCAGGGUGUGCCGAGUACCAGUCAACACGCUGCCGCCGACGACGUGUCUGCUGCCCUUAAGCCUCACUACAUGCUGCGCUUCGCCGAUGACCCCGAUUUCAUCGAUCGGCCCGACAUGAUGGAAUGGAUGAUACAGCAGCACAACAUCCCUGGGCAUGUUCGCAUGGCACUUGUGGGUAUAGGCGGGAUAGGGUUUGCGCAUUGGGUCCACGAGCGCUCCAAGGAUACGAGCAUCUUCUGGGUGCGCGCUAGCACGGAAGCUACAUUUCGAGAAUCGUAUCAGCAAAUCGCAAAUAUCCUAUCAUUGCCUCGUCGAAAUGAAAGAGGCACCGAUAUCCUCGCACUUGUCUGGGAAUGGCUACAGAGGGAAGACAUAGCGUCGUGGCUCAUGGUCGUCGACAAUGCCGACGACCGCCACAUGUUUCUCCCACAGCAUAUGAACAACGGCGAAAAGUCACCCGGUUCAUACCUACCCCACACCGGAAACGGCAGAAUCUUGGUUACAUCACGCAACUACGACGUUGCGGAGAGACUAGUCGAGGGCAAAGGAAUCCAGGCCGUGCCAGAGAUGGCAAGCACCCAGGCAUCGCAACUCUUCCGAACCAAGCUAGGCCAAUCUUCUGACGAAGACGAGGCCCCAAGCUUGAUCCAGGCCCUAGGGAAUAUUCCACCUGCCGUGACCCGGUCAGCAGCAUACAUCCGCAAGCGACGAGGUCGCGUCAUUGGAGCGUACUUGGAUGCAUCUUAG
This is a messenger RNA of Geosmithia morbida, 1563 nucleotides long. Its product is annotated as Phosphorylase superfamily. Gene Ontology annotation, molecular function: catalytic activity. Bases 1 to 1563 code for a protein of 520 amino acids. NCBI's taxonomy places the organism in Eukaryota, Fungi, Ascomycota, Sordariomycetes, Hypocreales, Bionectriaceae. The transcript is spliced from 4 exons. Gene Ontology annotation, biological process: nucleoside metabolic process. The record is from RefSeq and is a predicted model, not a curated record.